Hippocampus comes (tiger tail seahorse) is the source of this 4389-nucleotide messenger RNA. Its product is annotated as MTSS I-BAR domain containing 1. The coding region runs from base 1156 to 3123 and encodes 655 amino acids. The transcript is spliced from 13 exons. NCBI's taxonomy places the organism in Eukaryota, Metazoa, Chordata, Actinopteri, Syngnathiformes, Syngnathidae. Gene Ontology annotation, biological process: positive regulation of actin filament bundle assembly; adherens junction maintenance; plasma membrane organization. Gene Ontology annotation, cellular component: cytoplasmic side of plasma membrane; actin cytoskeleton. Gene Ontology annotation, molecular function: phospholipid binding; actin binding. The record is from RefSeq and is a predicted model, not a curated record.
AUCAUCAUCAUCGUCGUCGUUGUAAUCAGGUGACGUCACAGGUGUCAAAUCAGAAGAAUUUGCCACACCCUCGUGCUGCCUCAGCCACAGGUGUUGCAAAUGGCUCCCAUGAUGCAUAUCGGAACUAUGCAGAUCAAAAUGCUCAUUCCUGACUCCUUGAUCAUGACAAAAGAUAUUUGUAGUGGAACACUCCUGAUCUCUGCAAAAUCUAGAGUGAUAAGAACGAUAAUCAGGAUUUGGACUUGGCUUUUCUGAGCCGAAGUGGACGUGUUCAAAUGUCUUCCACAACUUUACAAGGGUGACAUUUUCCUCCAUGAAAACAAGAAACCAGUUGAUUUUGUUUAGCUUGCUUCCCUGAUAUUGAUUGGCGACCACUCCAUUGUUUGUAUGUGCCUUGAUGUUGACUGGCGACCAGUUCAUUGUUUGGAAAUGGCGUAAUUGUGAAAAUAUUUCUGACUUUCAAAUUCUAUUUUUUUUUUCUUCACGAGGCUACCAUUGCAUUAUUACAAUUUCAAUAUUACUAUUUCCUAAUCAAAUCACACUGUUAUUAUUUAUGGGGGAAACAAUGGUUAUUUUCAUUGUUCGAAUAAGGAUUAUUGUUUUGGCUGCGAGAAAGCGACCGACAGGCUAAGCCUUGUCUCUUUUUUGAGGUUGGGUUCUAACCCAUGUACGCACCUCCCUUGUUGCCAUGGAAACACUGAGUUGAUUGGCUGGCUUCUGUUCCUUCAUCCCAAUUGCCCCUGUUGUAUGACAUCUUUGGCCCAUUCUGUUGAAUAUGAGCAACAACAACACCAAUUGGAAACCAGCAGCCCUGGAUGGAUUCCUCAUGGGACUUCAGACGGCUGCUGUUGCCACGGCGACAAUUUAUGUCCUGGCUGGUUGAUGGAUGUGGCGGCAGCCCUGCCCUCCCAACUGCCGGCAUGCCAACAAAGACAGAGCGUGCAAAUUGAAUUCCAUUCGCGAGGAGGGCGGCUCGAAUAACGGCAGUGGCGUGAAAGCUAGACCAACAAACGGCAACCCUCAAAAAAUACAAAUUGGAAGUAGAACAACACUCCCCGAAACCCCACCGCACAUCAUUUCCUCUUGCCACUCUGCAGUGUUGCCAUGGCGACGGUCGUCCAUGCAGCUCAGCGCAGCUGGAGAUGAAGAAGAGGGAUGCGGGGGGGUGAAAAAGCUGUCAGACCACAUGCCAACAUUACACUUGAAAAGAGAUACCAUCUACAGACGGACAAAAGUAUUGAGACGGAGCCUUCAGUCAAUCCAUCAGUCAAUCAAUCAAUGAGAAGUUGGACUAGAAUGAAUCUUCACAGGACAUCCAAGGAGACGUUUGUCCGGUUUGCCCCAUAUUUGGGUGAAAAUUUGAUGGUUUGGGCUACAAGGCCUGAAUGGGCAGUUAUCCGGUGUGGGAAGACUUCGUCAGCAAGGCCAGCAAACUGCAGUCGCAGCUCAGGGGCGACGAGGGACAUUGGCUCAGCGCUCACCAGGAUGUGCAUGAGGCAUCGCAGCAUCGAGGCCAAACUCAGACAGUUCUCCACGUUGUUUGUGGAUUGCCUGAUCAACCCCCUCCAGGAGCAGAUGGAGGAGUGGAAGAGAGUCGCCAACACUCUGGACAAGGACCAUGCCAAAGAGUACAAGAAAGCCCGUCAGGAGAUCAAGAAGCGCUCUUCGGACACGCUGAAGCUGCAGAAGAAAGCCAAGAAAGCUGACGUCUUUGGGCGCGGAGACAUCCGGCCGCAGUUGGACAACGCCAAGCAGGAAGUGAGCGACAAGUACCUCCUGCUGGAGGAGGCCGAGAAGCAGGCGCUGCGGAGGGCCCUGGUGGAGGAGAGGAGCCGCUUUUGCUGCGUGGUGGCCAUGCUCAGGCCUGUCGUGGAGGAGGAGAUGUCCAUGCUUGGCGAGAUCAGUCACCUUCAGACGCUGACGGACGACCUGAAGACGUUGACCAUGGACCCUCACAAGCUGCCAGCCUCCAGUGAACAAGUGAUUGUGGACCUGAAGGCGUCCGAAUGCUCCUGGUCCUAUCAGACUCCGCCCUCAUCUCCAAGCACCACCGUGUCCAGGAAGUCCAGCAUGUGCAGCAGCCUGAACAGCGUGACCAGUAGCGACUCUCGCUCCAGCGGCUCACACUGCCACUCUCCCGCCUCGCAUUUCCGCUACCGUGCCUCGUCCUCGUCGGCCCUCCCUCAGCGGGCGCCGGCUCGCCUCUCCUCGGUGUCCUCCCACGACUCUGGCUUCAUCUCACAGGACGCCCCCCAGUCUAAGUCGCCCUCGCCCAUGCCUCCGGACUGGGUCAAGCCCUUAUUCAACGCCCCGAGGAGGGUGAAGGAGAGGAGGGAGACGAUUGAACCUCCAAAGGAGGAAUUGCACGUAGGCAAAGGAAGCCCCCCUGUGACCUCCUCCAAGGACGACAGAGAGGCCCACGUGGAGCUGGCUAAGGCGCUGGCCCACAGUCUCCACUUGGACUUUCAUGGCUCCAGCAGGGACUCGCUGCAUGGAUCCAGCGGCUACAGCAGUCAAACCAACACACCAUGUUGCUCGGAGGAUGCUGGCCCCACGCAAGGUGGGCGGGCACCCCAGUGGGACUGCGACUUCUUCUCCAUGGGAGCGGAUCACGAAGGCGAUGACGUGAACAUUUCGCCCGGCGCCUCGCAGCCCAGCGACCCCUCUCGGUCCUGCCGCCCAUGGUUUGGGUCCAAGCGGCCCCCGUCUGCCCGCGUGGCCCCCAGCCCGUCUACAGUGGUCCCGCCAGGGGUGGCCACCAUUCGCCGGACGCCGUCCUCCAAACCCAACCUGCGACGCCCGUCGGCAGGCCUCCCUUUGGGCCCAAUCCCCAUCAAGCCACCCACGGUGCCGGUCAAGACGCCCACCGUGCCGGACCACCACGGCUUCCCCGGGGCGAGGACUUCCAAAGACGGGCGCACCCCACAGACCCCCGUGAGCCCACCAAGCACGCUUCUCUCACCAGGGAGCAGCGGAACCUUUUCGCCUCGCUUGGAUCCUGGCCAGCUUCUGGAGGAGACAGAACACGGGGACGGCGUGGGCGACUUCCUGGCGGCCAUCCGGCGCGGCGUCCAUCUGAAGAGGACAACCACCAAUGACCGAUCGGCACCCAGGAUCCACUGAGCCGAACAUUUCGUGGCUGCGCUUUCCGACUUUAUGAAGCAACGCAAACAAAAGUUUCCCCAAUGCUGCAACAAAACGGACAAUGUGAGUCACGCAUUUUUCCAUUUGGGAGGGUCCCGCUUCGCCCUUUAAGAGCCAACUUUCCUGGCGGACAUUUUUUUUUUUCAGGAUGCGCCAAACGUUGAGUGGCAUGUGACUCAGUGUCAUUCUAUGACUUUUAGGAUGUCUUUUCUUUUGCACGCUCUCCGCUUCAAGUGCCAAAACAUGCUCCAGUAUCCCAUUUACGUAUUGUGCUUUCACUCAGCCGUCAAGACAAACGUUGAGGACGGGACGCUGGAGUUUGCCUUUUGUAAAGUGAAAUUGUUUUGGCAUGUUGUUGCUCUUUUUACCCCCGCCGAGGAGGCCGUGUUGCCGAUGUCUACGAAGAGCUAGUUCGAUCUCGCUGCGCUUUGCUUCCUGUACGAUUCGUAACUCGAUAACCGAUGAUUGUGUUUUUACAGCUUUUUCUUUCGAGGCGUACAGAGGUCAAGUCAGGUGGGGUUUAAUAUUUAUUAUUUUCUACACUGACAUGUUGUGGAUACAUUGAAGUGUGUGGGUGUGUGUGGGUGUUUGUGUAGUAAUAUAUAUACAUAUAUUUGACUAAUGGGCUAAAUUUAACGAUGUUAGAGUGUUAUGGUAAUAGACACGCUCGUAUUGCACCAUCAGGAGGGGAGAAGGAAGCUCGAAGAAAACUGGAGGAUAUUCCAUCCGCUCUGCACACAAUGGAAGCGAAUGAUAAGUUAGGCGAGUCGGUGAGUGUCAUGAAUCACCAGUGAAACGCGGGAUCGCCUUGUACGUGUCAACUGUUUCCGGCCAGUCCAAACUGAAGUGCGACAUGGCCCGGAAAGCGUCACUGAGCUUGUUGAGUGUCUGAUAGUUUCCAUUUGUGUCGGCCACCCAUACGGACUCUGUUUCUGCUGUCAAGUCAAUGCCAUGUAUUUGUUCCCGUGUUUUCCGAUGUAAUGUUCUUCACAGUCAGAUGUCCUGUCGGAAACAUUUCCUGGCCGGUGUUGUCCCUCCAACCGCAUUCACUUGUUCGGACAGGACCGAACCAUGUUUGGUCGCGGCGUUUUCUGACACGUCAGCGUGAAAACUGUUUGAUGGGCUGUAUAACCUGCAGGCUUUGUCCGUCAUGCGGCGGAUGUGCUGAGCAGAUGAAGCUAAAUGUGACGAGCCUCCAGAUCUCAUCGCAGCUUCGGAGAGUUCAGUCGAGAAAAAAAUAAUAAU